UUUGAGGCCGUCUUCCUGUUCUUCAGGGUGAGGAACAAUAAAAACCAAAGGCUUGUCCCAAACGCCUCGCAGCAGAAAGCAGAGCGGGGGACGACCACGUUCUGACCUGACUCUAGAACAUUUGUCAGGUUUCCUUUGAGUGCUAACACCAUGAAGACACAUCUACAGUUUCUCCUCCUCCUUAUUCAGCUCUUUGAAGCUUGUCCAGAGGUGAUCUUUCAGCGGCUGGCGGAGGACCGGUCUCUGGUUCUCUCCUGCACCCCUCAGCAGGAAAGAGGUCAUCUGGUGGGACUCCAUCUGUACCACCGCGGCCCCCAGAGCCAGACCACCCUGCUCUCUGUGGCCGAGGGCAGCACAGCCAGGAAGGACCCAGAGCGCGGGGCCCGUCUGCAGCUCAGCGGGGGGCUGAACUCGCCGAGGAUCAACGUUAGCAUCUCUCACCUGCAGCUGAGUGAUACGGGACUUUACAUGUGGGAGCUGAGUUACAGACAGGAGAACAACUCAGAUCAGGUCGUCCUCGAGCCGCAGAGGCACUUCCUGCUGGUGGAAGGGAGGUCAUGCGGGUGCUCUCAUGGUUACACCCCUCUUCUCCUCACCAUCGCUGCAGCAGCAGGCCUUCUCCUGCUGACAGUGAGCUUAUUGGCCGUGGAGAAAUGUGUAAGAUUAAGGCAUCAUCGCCCACCGCAGCCUCAUCAUCCCAUCUAUGAGGAAAUGAGCAGGAAGCAGCAGAGCGCAGGAAGCCCCAAAAUAACCCAGGAAGCCUCUCCGCAACCGGAGGAAGUCAACUUCCCAGUUUAUGCCAACCCAAACAUCCGGCAGCCACAGGACAACUACUACGCCUGUCCCCGACAGCUGGCCGUCAGAGUGUGAACUCCGGCAACACACCGA
This is a messenger RNA of Poeciliopsis prolifica (blackstripe livebearer), 888 nucleotides long. RefSeq lists its product as uncharacterized. Gene Ontology annotation, molecular function: signaling receptor activity. Gene Ontology annotation, biological process: adaptive immune response. The record is from RefSeq and is a predicted model, not a curated record. Lineage: Eukaryota; Metazoa; Chordata; Actinopteri; Cyprinodontiformes; Poeciliidae. The coding region runs from base 151 to 870 and encodes 239 amino acids. Gene Ontology annotation, cellular component: membrane. The transcript is spliced from 4 exons.